CAAGGACAUCAACAGGCACUCCUCUGAAAUAAGCUGAAAGUGCCGGCAGCUUCUCUCAAAUCCAGGUUAAAUCAGCCCCUUCUUUUGUGUUGCUGUUGAUCUCAAAACUGGAAGACUACAAAAAUCUUUGGGGAGAGACUAUCUUCACUGUCCCUAGUCCCAGGGACAGUCUCUGCAAAGAGAGUAUUCAGGAAGCCAACAGGUCUUCAUACUGGAGAAGAAGUCUGUGGACCAAGGGCAAGGAUUUUGAGCUGCUAUCUCCACUGGAACACCUAGCUUUCUUGCAAAACACAAGAGGGUCUGGACAGUCCUGAGCUGAGGGAGCAUCCUAUGAAGUGAUCCUGCUCCAUGGCGGAGUCCGAAACCAAUGGCACCACCUGCAGCCUCAAUGACUUUAGGUUCCAGCAGGCCAACGCUUCCUCUUGCUGGCCUACCAUGUCCGGAGGUGGACCUGAGACAGUGAUUGUUCCUGUGCUGUUUGGACUGAUCUUCCUUCUGGGCUUGGUGGGGAAUACACUGGUACUGGUGGUUCUAGGCCGCCUUCGUCCAGGAAGACGACCGUCGCGCAGUGCCACCAACAUCUUCAUCCUCAAUCUGAGCAUCGCUGACAUCUCCUUCCUCCUCUUCUGCGUCCCUUUCCAUGCCACCAUCUAUUCUCUGCCUGAGUGGAUCUUUGGCGCUUUCUUCUGCAAGUGGGUGCACUACCUUGUCAUGGCCACCAUGCUGGUCAGCAUCUUCACCCUGGUGGCCAUGUCGGUGGACCGGUACAUUGCUGUAGUGCACGCUAAGCGCUCGCUCUGGAUCCGCAGCAAACGCAAUGCCACUCUUGGUGUGGGAGUCAUCUGGCUCCUGUCCCUCCUCAUUGCCAUCCCGGUGGCUCAGCACCAGGUCCUUGUGAGUGAGCAGCCCCAGGCGCCCAACAGAUCCUUCUGCUGGGAACACUGGGCUGAGAACCCGGGCGCUAAGCAGGUCUACAAGGUGACCAUCUUGGUGAUGGGUUACCUGCUGCCUCUGGUACUCAUCUCUUGCUGCUAUGCCAAGGUGUUAUAUCAUCUUCAUAAAAAGGUGAAGAAUAUUUCCAGAAAAUCGGAGCGAUCAAAGAGAAAGACAGCCCAGACGGUGCUCCUUGUGGUUGCUGUGUUCAUGAUCUCCUGGCUCCCGCACCACAUCAUCACCAUGUGGGCCGAGUUUGGGCAUUUUCCCCUCAACAACGCCUCCUUCAUCUUCCGCAUCAUCUCUCACUGCUUAACCUAUGGAAAUUCGUGCAUCAACCCCAUCAUCUACGCUUUCCUGUCAGAGAAUUUCCGGAAAUCCUGCCAGCAAGUCUUCACCUGCAAGUUCCUCCUUCAGCCGGCCCCUGCGGAGAAGCUAGUGAGGAUUCGCAUGGAGAACUUUUCCACCAGUCACUCAACAACCAAUGUUUAA
Anolis sagrei ordinatus is the source of this 1425-nucleotide messenger RNA. Its product is annotated as galanin receptor type 1-like. Gene Ontology annotation, cellular component: plasma membrane. Gene Ontology annotation, molecular function: G protein-coupled peptide receptor activity. Gene Ontology annotation, biological process: neuropeptide signaling pathway. The record is from RefSeq and is a predicted model, not a curated record. Lineage: Eukaryota; Metazoa; Chordata; Lepidosauria; Squamata; Anolidae.